AUGUCAUUUAAAGAAGGUUCCAAGUUCCCAGCAGGUGUUGAAUUCUCCUAUAUUCCAAUUCAAUUGGAUGAUUUAGAAUUAAUUAACCCUUUGAAAUGUGAUGUUGCCAGUCAAUUAAAACUCGACAAUUUAUUAACCAAAUUAUCCACUACUGAUACUCCUAAUUUAUUAAUUGUUUCUGUUCCUGGUGCAUUUACUCCAACAUGUACUGAAUCUCAUCUUCCCCCUUAUUUAGAAAACUUGGCCAAAUUACAUGACAAAAAAAUCGGUGCUAUUGUUGUUCUUGCCACAAAUGAUCAAUUUGUUGUUAAUGCCUGGGGUAAAGUUUUAAUUAAAGCCUAUGUGAAAACUUCUGGUAAAUUCCCUGAAGUUAUAUUUGCUAGUGAUGGUGGAUUUAGUGAGAAAUAUGGCUUAGCUGGUGAUAGAGGUGGAAUUAUUAGAAAUAAAAGAUAUGCUGCUGUUAUUGAUUCUAAAACUAAAGAUGUGGUAUAUUUGGGAGUGGAAACUGAAAAAGGUGUUCAAAGUUCUGGAAUUGAUGCUGUUUUAGCCAAGUUAUAA
Molecule: messenger RNA, 558 nt
Organism: Candida albicans SC5314
Lineage: Eukaryota; Fungi; Ascomycota; Pichiomycetes; Serinales; Debaryomycetaceae
Gene: AHP2
Product: Ahp2p
Exons: 1
Coding region: 1-558 (185 amino acids)
Biological process (GO): hydrogen peroxide catabolic process; cell redox homeostasis; cellular response to oxidative stress
Cellular component (GO): mitochondrion; cytoplasm; peroxisome
Molecular function (GO): thioredoxin peroxidase activity
Source: RefSeq, a predicted model, not a curated record